GUAGUUGCUCUGCGCAUGCGCAAUGUUGCAGAGGCUAGACGCCGUCUGCUUUGUUAGGAUCAUCGAUGCUGUUAGUUUCUGCGAAUCCGCUGCAAAUUGCGAGAGAUUACGGGGAAUAUUCGCAGUCUUUGUUGGUUAUUAGACAUUGUUAACUUAUUUUAAGUUCACAGCCAGCGCUUGUUUCGCCGUGAGGACGCUUCAGACGACAUAAGUGAGGAUCCUCUGUAUAUAAACAAAACGCAGCGAGCUGCUUUUUAAGGUGGCACGUCAAGGAUAGCUGCGACAACAAGACUUGUCCUAGUCCUGUUUGUUAAGUUAGCUAACUUCGCGUUGGCCGCGUUGUCAGCGAUGGAAAUCACCUUACAGCUUCGUUAGGAGUUAACCUCCAAAAUCUAUGCGUGCGAACAUGAGAGAAGAGGACAGUUUGUUGUCAGGAAGGCAGCCCAUGGCAAGUGAAAGGGGGGGUGAACAUCACUGCUGCUGCCCCUACUUGACAGAGGAGAAAGGAGCACUUGCUUACAAGAAGGGUGACCAGAGGCCUCCCGUUCAUUUGUCCGCGUCUGAGUAGUAUAAAAUCAGACUUGGGCACAAUAUGGAGACGGUGGGGAAAUUUGAGUUCAGUCGGAAGGACCUGAUAGGACAUGGCGCAUUUGCCGUCGUUUUUAAAGGCAGACACCGAGAGAAGCAUGACUGGGAGGUGGCAGUAAAGUGCAUAAACAAGAAGAACUUAGCCAAAUCCCAGACACUGUUGGGGAAAGAGAUCAAAAUACUCAAGGAACUGAAACAUGAGAACAUUGUUGCAUUACUGGACUUUCAGGAAACUGCCAGCUCAGUGUACCUGGUAAUGGAGUACUGCAAUGGGGGUGACCUUGCUGACUACUUACACUCCAAAGGGACGCUCAGUGAGGACACUAUUCGGGUUUUCCUGCAGCAGAUUGCAGGGGCAAUGAGGGUCCUACAGUCCAAAGGCAUAAUCCACAGGGACCUCAAACCCCAGAACAUUCUGCUCUCCUACCCACCAGGACGCAAGUCGCACUCCAACAACACCUGCAUUAAGAUCGCGGACUUUGGCUUUGCCAGGUACCUUCAGAACAACAUGAUGGCGGCAACACUCUGUGGGUCUCCUAUGUACAUGGCUCCCGAGGUCAUUAUGUCCCAAAACUAUGAUGCCAAGGCCGACUUGUGGAGUAUAGGAACCAUAGUGUUUCAGUGCCUGACUGGGAAGGCUCCAUUUCAGGCUAGCAGUCCCCAGGACCUCCGGCUGUUCUAUGAAAAAAACAAGACUCUCAGCCCCAACAUACCCAGAGAGACUUCAAGCCAUCUGAGGCACCUACUGCUGGGUCUGCUGCAGCGCAACCACAAGGAUCGCAUGGACUUUGAUGAGUUUUUUUGUCAUCCUUUCCUGGAGGCUAGCUCAUCUGUGAAAAAGACAACUCCUACUGUCUCCAUGACCUGCUUCCCAAGCUCUGCAUCAGCCAGCUCAUGUAGCAGCUCUUCCACCUCUCACCUCGCCUCACCACCGCAGUCUCUUGCUGAAGUUCAGCAUUUGCGUGCCAAAGCUCUGGCCUCCCCUACCCUGGAGGCCACUGGUUUUCUCCUUAAGGACUCUUCUGGAGGGGGUGGCAGCAGCAAGAACUCCUCCUCCUGUGACACAGAUGACUUUGUCAUGGUACCUGCUCACUUCACCAGUUUUCCAGCGGGUGAGCUGACAUGUGAGAGUAAAGUGCUGCCGGACAGCCUGAUGAACAGCGGCUCUCUUCUGGCUUCUGCUGGUCUGUGUAGCCAAGCCAAAACACCACCACACUCACCUUCCUACAGUGGGUCUCCAAGUCCUGUCAGGCCCAGUGAGCUCUCGGGAGGUAACUACGGUGGUAACUAUGGAAACCAUGGUCAGUCAUUGCCUAUCCCAGUCCCCAGCCAGCUCCAGAACUACCAGCGCAUGGAGCACAACCUCCAUUCUACCAAACAGGAUAGCUCACCACGGCUGUCAACACCAGUGCGUCGUUGCAGCAGUGGAAGCUUGUUGGGCUUUGCACGGACCGGGCCUUCACCACCCUACGGGCAGGGAGCAGUCACCACCAAUCACAGGCUUUCCCUGGGAAGCGCCAGACCUUUCCAUCUCUCCCCUCAAGCUCCUCAGCACAUUGAACCCCGGCCAACAUCUCAUCAACACCCACAGACCACAGGACUGGGCACACGGCUCCACAGUGCCCCCUGUUUGUUGGAGUGUGGCAGUGGUGGUGGCAGGCAAAAGAUCAGGAAGCAGCACUCGGACCCGGUGGUGGCCCCCUCGGCAGGCCUGAUGACUGUCCGCCCUCUACACUCUUCCCCCAGGCUCAGUGAGCUGAUGCAGCGUAGCCCCCUCCCCACCAUCCUGGGCUCCCCUUCCAGGACCAUCCCUCCAUUUGAAUUCCCCAAGCCGCCCAGCUCUCCGAACCUUGUUACCUUCCUGACACAGCAGGGUUUGGUCAUUGGCUCCCCUUGCAGCAGGACUGCCCCACCAGAGCCCAGAGACCCAGGACAACAAGCACCUACACAGGUCACCCAGCCUGCCCACUGCAUCCACAGACUGAAUGAUGAUACCAAGGGCUUUGGAAGGUCUCAGAGCGCCGGUCGUCUGUCUGACAUGCUGCUGAUGGCUGCAUUUGGACCAGGAGGACUUGUGGGUGACCGAGGCAGCACAGAGAACGUGACCUCUGAAAAAGCCAUAGACAUAACAGCGCCCCCCAGUGGUGGGGGAGGCCUUGCACCUGGCUCCUGCAGCCCAGCACAGGUGGUUUUCACUGUGGGCUCUCCUCCCAGUGGCAGCACCCCACCUCAUACCUCCAGACAGAGGAAAUACUCAGGCUCCUUCACUUCAGUCAGCCCUGCAGGCUCCUUAACAAGCCGCUACCCCCAGACAGGCACCUAUCUGGAUGGCUUUGAGGCUCCUUCUAGUCCACGCUACAGUUUCACUGAUCCUAUCACAGCCAACAUGGGCGGUCAUGUAACCUUCGAAGCUCCUGAGCUGCCUGAGGAGACGCUGAUGGAGCAGGAGCAUACAGACACUGUGCAAAGCCUGCGUUUCACGUUGGAUUUCGCCCGCUGUCUGAUGGAAGUGGCUGGAGCCCGUGGGGCCGCGGUGAUUGGGGAGCUGGGGGACAUUUCUCAUCCCUGCCUCCUUCAGCAGCAGAGCCUGGUAGCAGAUCAGAUAAGCUCACUGAGCCGAGAGUGGAGUCAUGCAGAACAGCUGGUUCUCUACCUUAAGACUGCAGAACUCUUGUCUACUGCCUUACACACAGCCAUGGAGCGAGUUAAACAGGGCAAACUCUACCCAUCCACUACAGUUAAACAAGUAGUGAGAAGGUUGAAUGAGCUGUACAAGUCCAGUGUGGCAUCCUGUCGCUCACUCAGCACCCGUCUGGAGCGCUUCUUUUCCAGAAAGCACCGUCUAAUGGACCAAAUCACCUCCAUCACAGCUGAGCGGCUGCUGUUCAGCCACACAGUGCAGAUGGUUCAGGCGGCUGCACUGGACGAGAUGUUCCAUCAGGGGGAAGCAUCAGCCCUGCGCUACCAUAAAGCUCUCCUGCUGAUGGAGGGCCUGUCUCUGCUGCUCACCGAACAGGAGGACAUCCUCAGUGUUAGCAAAUGUAAGGAGUGCAUUGAACGCCGCCUCACAGCUUUGCAGUCAGGACUCUGUGUUUGAGUACUACGCUGCUUCUUGGAGUGUGGCUAUGAUGUCAGUCAUUUGCACCCGACACAUUACCAAGGAACCAAAUAUCCACCCACAUCUCAUGGUUUUCACUUAGAAAUGCUUUAGUUUUCACAAGAAAACCACAAGGCUUCACUUUUCACCGAACUAUCAGGGUUUGUGCUCUCUAAAUGGCUUGUCAUUCAUCUCAAGUUAUGGACAGUGGCAGUGACUUCCCCAACGUUAAACUUGUACCAGUGUUGGACAUGAAGCACUUGUGCUGUGAAAGAAUGUCUGCACUCUCGUCUAUGUGAGAGGACUUUGCUCCUGGCACUGAACAUGGUAUUUCUUUUGCCAAGAAGAAGAUUCCCCUCACUAGGCGUAACACAUGCAGGAUCAAUUAUUGUCAGUGGUCACAUACCCACACACAGUACUUAUCUAAACAUAAAUAGAUAGCGUUUUAAGAUGGACAAAUAUUCAAGCUAUGAAUUUGCAAUAGGCAACUCUAUAGACAAAAUGUUAUAUUUUACCAAGAUCAGUUGCUGGAGGGAAAGUACAGUAUCUGCUGUACACCUACAUAUAAUGAGGACAUGCUGAUGAAGACCUGGAAUGGCCAAGUAUCAUUAACAUCAAAUGUGUGUUUGUCUUAUCACCCCUUGUUUGCUUUCCUGCGUUUAUUUUUUCUGUUUUUUAGUCUAAUUGUUACUUGCUUGCUGAAGGGAAGUAUAAAUAGCAAUUCUACAGUUGGUGGCUGGAAGCGCAUACAAGCACUAUUACAAAACUGUUGCCAAAAUGACUUUCAAAAUUUAGUGUUGUUAUUGUGUUAGGUUUUAUUUUAGAUUCUCUGUAGCUAAAUAUGCUGGUUUGGAGAAAAAUUCCUGUGUUUGACACUUUACUGAUUCUAUACUUGCUUAAUGUCAAAGGCCACGUCCCAUCUUUAUAACAAUGAUGUAAUAAGGAUUUUGUUAUCUAAAUGGUGGCAGGUAUUAAAGCAACAGGCAGAAAAUGGGUACAGAGAACACUAAGUAACCCACUGCUACAUGCAGAAUAUAGUUAUAGACGUACUGAAACUUGUCUGUUAGCAUCCCUGAUAACAAUCAUGUUAAAGAUGCUGCAAUAACCUGGGAUGUAUUAUUCAGGUAUACAGAAGCGUAGGUGCUGCUGUUGCUGGUCAUUUCUUCACACGAUUCCAUAUUCUGUCUGUUUUUAUGUUAUCAAUCAAUCAUGUUGGAGUUUAGCAAGUAUAAACACAUUUGAAUGUAGGGCUAACAGGAGAGAGACUGCAUUAAGAUUAGCCAAGUGUUAGAUAACUCUAUUUUAAGUCUAUCCCAGGGCUAACGUCUCAAUGUUUUUGCACUGUUGAAGUACUGUAUAGAACAAUCUUGAGUGGAACAUGCUAAACAUGUCCAGGUUUGUAGACACCUAGACAGCUUUGCUUAUUUAAAGAUUUCUACUUCCAUACUUUUCUUGCAGUUUUAGUUGUAUUAUAGUUACUGUUAAAAGGUAAUGUAUGUUUGAUAUGAGGAUGUUGACUAAGAGAUGGUAUAAGCUAUGAAACCAUAGAAGGAAAAGAAAAAUUGCUUUACACUGAAAAAUGAUUUGCAUCGAUUGUGUUGUGUUCUAUUUCAGAGUAGUCGGUGUGUGAUGAUUGUGUUUGAUUUUGAUGAAAAGUGUCCUGUUGAGUUGGAGUGCUAGUCGAAAAUGUGUAUUUUACCUGAAAUAUUUGUGUAUUGUUGAUAUUGACUUUAGCCAUACAUCCCAACAGGAUACCUUUACUCCCCUAAAUUGUGGGCCAAUUGGAAGGGUCAGCUUCUACUUGGGUUGCUUUCAAAGAGAAGUUUGUGUGCAUGCAUGGGUGAAGUGAUGUUUGGUGACUUAAUAGACAGUGGGAUUUGCUCUGUACAGAACGAACAACAUUGCUCUGUAACAAGAUGCGAAUUAUUUGAUUUUGAUUACAGUGGAUUUGCAUGGAUGUAGUUGACUCUGGGUAGAAUCCCACUUUGCCAUAUGAAACUAAAACAUCCUCUGAAACCAAGGGUUCCUCUGGUGUAACCCACUGCCAGGCCGUUUUCCCCGAGGUAUAUUUUCCUCUGCCUUCAAUUAAUUUGGCGACUAAGUGCAUAUUUUAGAAUAAGGUGUUAAUGUAUAGUCAGAGCUGAAGAUAGUUUACGCUGAGAUUAUGAAGCCUAUAUAGUAGCACUGUCAGCAGAACAGACUGGAGGAAAGGUUUUUCUCAGUGAAGAUUUCUCUAAAUAUACAUUAUGUGUAUUUGCUUUGUGGCCUUUUGUAUUUUGUCAGAGAACUUUCUCUGAAAUUUUCAUGGAUAUUACUUUACCGCGAGCAUUCUGCGUGUUUAUAAUAUUUGUUUGUGUGUACAUUCCUUAAAUCAACUCAUCCACAGGCUCUCUGGUCUCUUACCCAUGCUGUUCUUUUCAGUGAGUACAUAGUGGCGAUGUCUCAAAAGAUACAGCUAGCAGAAAGUGAGGACAUCUAACCUUUAUAAAACCGAUGCAUGUGUCACUUUUUAUCGUUCCCUACAAUCAUUGCUAUCGGCCAUCUUAAUGAUGAUUAUCUUGGGUAGGAGUCAAAAGCACCAUUAAGAUAAUCUGUGCAGCAGUUGAAAUAAUAAUAAGAGUAUAGUGGUACAGAAGGUUUGUGUAGGAAGUGUGGGGACAGUGCCCUAUGUCAAGCACGUAUCUAGUCUGCUGAAGUGUCCUUGAGUGAGAUACCGAUUCCUUACCAGCUCCAGGACAAGUAUCACAUAAAGAUAAAAUGAAUUGUAACCUUCAUGAAGAUUCUGCUAUGUGCACUCCCAUGAUAGAUUGAUUUGGAAUAUUGUUUUUGUAUGUUUAAGAACAUACCUGAAUGUUUUCAUUUUGUGUUUUUCUUUACUAAUUCUGUAUUGCCUGUAAAUAUUGUAAAUUAAGUUAUUGUUGUUAUUGUGUACAUGAUGCUGCAGGCAUGGAGAGGACAGUACCAUACCACCUAUACAUUUCCAAAGAAUAGGCCUUCUGCUGAUCUUCCACAUUGUCUCUUACUGUUGCAAACGCAUUUUAAUGUUGUCAUAUCUAUGACAUACACACUAUCUCAGUGUCCCUGUGUGUGAUGUAACCUUUACUGUUUGAGAGUAGCAACAUGAAUAAAGUGAAAAGGAAAGGUAA
Messenger RNA from Siniperca chuatsi (mandarin fish), 6831 nucleotides. RefSeq names its product unc-51 like autophagy activating kinase 1 (gene ulk1b). The transcript is spliced from 27 exons. Gene Ontology annotation, biological process: protein autophosphorylation; peptidyl-serine phosphorylation; axon extension. Gene Ontology annotation, molecular function: ATP binding; protein serine/threonine kinase activity. Bases 593 to 3685 code for a protein of 1030 amino acids. Gene Ontology annotation, cellular component: autophagosome; cytoplasm. Lineage: Eukaryota; Metazoa; Chordata; Actinopteri; Centrarchiformes; Sinipercidae. The record is from RefSeq and is a predicted model, not a curated record.